This is a messenger RNA of Brachypodium distachyon (stiff brome), 1382 nucleotides long. RefSeq names its product malate dehydrogenase, glyoxysomal. The coding region runs from base 99 to 1178 and encodes 359 amino acids. Lineage: Eukaryota; Viridiplantae; Streptophyta; Magnoliopsida; Poales; Poaceae. Gene Ontology annotation, cellular component: cytoplasm; chloroplast. Gene Ontology annotation, molecular function: L-malate dehydrogenase (NAD+) activity. The record is from RefSeq and is a predicted model, not a curated record. Gene Ontology annotation, biological process: malate metabolic process; tricarboxylic acid cycle. The transcript is spliced from 9 exons.
UGCAGAUAACCCCCUCCGCUUUCCCUCUUUUCCCCUUGUCUGUUCAGCAUCGUCGAGAUCGCCGGCGGUUCGCGGACUCCAACCAGGACCAACCGACCAUGGAGAAAGGCGGCGCCGGGAACGCGGCGGCAAGACGGAUGGCCAGGCUGGCGUCCCACCUCCACCCGUCCACCUCACAGAUGGAGGAGGUGUCCAUCCUGAGGGGCUACAAUUGCCGUGCAAAAGGCGCAGCACCAGGAUUCAAGGUUGCAGUCUUGGGUGCGUCUGGUGGGAUUGGCCAGCCGCUCUCGCUGCUCAUGAAGAUGAACCCUCUCGUUUCGGUGCUCCAUUUAUAUGAUGUCGUCAACAUGCCUGGUGUUACCGCUGACAUUAGCCACAUGAACACCGGUGCUGUGGUACGUGGCUUCUUGGGCCAGCCACAGUUGGAAAAUGCUUUGACAGGGAUGGAUCUUGUGAUCAUUCCUGCCGGUAUCCCUCGGAAGCCUGGCAUGACAAGGGAUGACUUGUUUAACAUCAAUGCUGGAAUCGUCCGGACUCUUUGCGAAGGAAUUGCAAAAUGCUGCCCAAAUGCAAUUGUGAAUGUGAUCAGUAACCCUGUCAAUUCUACUGUUCCAAUUGCUGCUGAAGUAUUUAAAAAGGCUGGGACGUACGAUCCUAAGCGUCUAUUGGGGGUGACAACACUUGAUGUAGUGCGAGCCAAUACUUUUGUGGGAGAGGUUCUUGGACUUGACCCCAGAGAUGUCAAUGUUCCUGUUGUUGGUGGGCAUGCGGGAAUUACUAUAUUACCACUCCUUUCACAGGUGAAUCCUUCCUGUUCGUUUACCUCGGAAGAAAUUAGUUAUCUCACUUCUCGCAUACAGAACGGUGGGACAGAAGUUGUUGAGGCAAAAGCAGGAGCAGGAUCAGCAACUCUUUCUAUGGCGUAUGCAGCAGCAAAAUUCGCAGAUGCUUGCUUAAGAGGAUUGCAUGGUGAUGCUGGGAUAGUAGAGUGCUCUUAUGUAGCUUCUCAGGUGACGGAGCUGCCUUUCUUUGCAUCCAAAGUGCGCCUAGGUCGAUGUGGCGUUGAGGAGAUCUUGCCACUUGGUCCACUGAACGAGUUUGAAAGAGCUGGACUGGAGAAGGCGAAGAAAGAGCUGUCCGAGAGUAUCCAGAAGGGCGUCUCUUUCAUCAACAAAUGAGUAUCUGUAUGUACACACCUUCUUCGGACUUGGAACUAAUGUCCCAACUCCAACACAGAAAUCCAAAUCCAAAUCCAAAUGCACAUGCUGUAUGCUUUUGCCUCCUGGAAACAGUCGCCCUAUGAUGUAUGAUGUAAUCUCCCUGUAAACCUUUAUACGUGAUACACGAGUUAAUAAUAAUCUUUACUGUCUUGGCAAAUGUAA